Messenger RNA from Pomacea canaliculata, 5963 nucleotides. RefSeq lists its product as uncharacterized. The transcript is spliced from 7 exons. Gene Ontology annotation, biological process: regulation of apoptotic process. The record is from RefSeq and is a predicted model, not a curated record. Lineage: Eukaryota; Metazoa; Mollusca; Gastropoda; Architaenioglossa; Ampullariidae. The coding region runs from base 452 to 2374 and encodes 640 amino acids.
CAUCGAGUAGAUUGGCAAUCAGUACACUACCUGCACUUGUGGCACGUCUUUGGUUUGUAGAUGAAGUUUGUGUACUAGAGACUCGACUGCCGAAGGUUAGAAAACUCGCAACCACUCCCAGGAACACAGUAGAUAAGAGUUUUUACAUCCUGAACACGUUUAUUACAAAACUUUUGUCUCCUCCAAUGAUCGAGUCCGGAAAUUCAGUACUUGGAAGUCAGUGCACAUGUUUAGCACAUAACCAUGAUGUCAUAUGAUAUUUGUUUGCCAUAUAAAUGUACUUACCUGAUCUGCGAAGCCAUUUCGAAGAAGGAAGCUGAGUUGAUUGCAGUAGGUGUAUCUACGCAGUCUACCAUCGUUGUGUAGCAAGUUCAAAACAUCGGACAAGUACGCGCUGAAUUUUAAUAAGACAAAUCAUAAAAGUAUAUAAGACAAGAAGCUGCAGAUAGCAAUGCCGCUUCGAGUGAGCAGUGACUGGUCUUCAGAUCUGAUGGAUGUGAAAAAAAAUGCACAGCAUGUCAAGAUAAAAAAACCUUCGAGUCCUGAACUCUAUGAAGAUGCUGCCAGAAUUCUUGAGGAACUUUUUGCAAAGCGACUGGAAGAUCAAUUUCCUGGUAAUCCUCAUCGUCGACACCGAACAGAUCCUUUGCCCAGCCAAGUUGUGCAAGUACCGGUUGAUAAUUUUUGUGAACAAGGUGCCUUGGAAGACAGAAAAGCUCAUACUUUGCCAUCAAAUCCAAGGCAAUACAUCAAUCAAGGUUUGAAACAAAGAGAUGUGAACACGCUUGGAAGGAAAACUAGCGAUACACAACAUUCUGCUGAUGCUGGUUCCAUUUCAUCAGCAGAUACUGAGGGAGACAGCUCUUCUGUAACUGAUAAACGCAGAAAGAAAACCUUGUUCCGCAAAGCUAAAGACAGAUUGCUUCAUGCUUUUCAUCGACAAUCAAGAUCUACAAGAAUCUAUAAUAAUUCAGAUGGAGAUCUGAAAGAUGAAGACAGAGGUGAUGCAAAGGGAAGAACUUUACAGAAGGCUUCUCCGAAACAUAAAGGAAAGGAGAAGAAGAAGGGUGUGGUGGAAAGUGUUGUCAGGAGACUUUCAACAAAGAAAGACAACAGUGAUGGUAGCCAGAGUGUCAGAAGUGAGGAGAAAAAUGGCAGUCAGUUACCUCAGAAAGAGAUUGGCAGACAUAAGAACUCUGGAAAAGGUUUGAUGAAAUCUAUCCGAAGGUCCCUUUCCAAUAAGAAGGAGAAAGGUUGUCCUCCAGAGGGAUCUUCAGUUGAUGAUUCAAGUAAGACAGCAACCUCGCAAGGCUCUCCGGACAGUCUUCCACUGUAUUCACCUCAGUCUGUUGCACAGUCUAACAGCACUGCAGAACAUGGGCAAACAAGAUAUGGGCUUGCUCCUGGCAGACACGAUCAAGGACUUGCAGUAUCACCAGGCCGCAACUCACCAUCCCCAUUUCCCCAAAGCACAAGCACAGACUCUUAUAAUGACAGUGGCAACAAAUCCAGCAGCAUUCAUUCCCUUGCUUCACCCCAUGUUAACUCUUCUUCCAGUUCCAAGAAUGUCUUGGAUUAUCCAGGAGAGGAUAUUCAGUUUAUGGAUGAUGACGGCAGAAUAAGAAGCAGGCAUGCUUCUGGAAAUGACAAAAGAUCAAGCACUAUUUUUUUUCAGAUCCCUCCGCCUAUGGUGACAGUGGAUUCAGGAUAUUCAAACAAUGGAACCACCUCACCUAUUCAUCCUCCACCACCUCCACCCCCACCUCCACCAGGGGAAAGUGUUCAGUUGCAAAGAUCUCGUUCUUUGCAAGAAGACGGUGAUACCAAUGAUGGGGCUGGAGGAGGUGCAAGUGGAGGUGUCCCUUUUCACAACAAAACUUCUGAAGAGAAAGAGAAAUUAUACUCCAAGAUUGCCCAAAAGCUGAUCACCAUAGCAGAUAAAUUCAGUGCUGAAACUGGCCUUCCAGAUUCAGAGGCCCACCACAAGACAGGAUAUCAAGAAGCUGCUGUUAGCCUAACUGACCUAGAGAACCUAGAGAAAGAACUUAUUGAUUGUUUAAGAGGCAAAGGAGAUGAACUUUCACAUAAAAUUGAUGCUCCAGCAGAAAAGUUAGUUGAGCAGACCAAAGCACAAACAUAUGAACGAUUUGAAAAGACUAUUCAGCAUUCUCUGGGUAAUGAAGUAAGCUGGAACCAUCUUGCAUUGUUGUUCUACUCAACAAGAACAGUUGUGAAAGCUGUUGGGCGUAGCUCUGAGGCUGCAAAAGACGUAACAGAAAUGACUUUAAGAUACUUCAGUGACAAAUUUGCAAGCUGGAUUAUCGACCAGGGUGGCUUUGAGACAUUGGCAGAAUCAGACUCGGAACUAGAUUGACAAAACUCAAAUCGGCACAAGUGCUGUGAACAACUACUGUCCUGACAAUAGCAAAAUAAAGGAAAGAAGAAUUUUUACUAAAAGUUUUAGCAUGUAUAUAUGUCAUCAUGGAACUUGGGACCAGAUGAAUGUCAUGCCAAAAAGGGACUACGCAGAUGGCUGAAGUUCAGACAAGUUUGGGCUUGCUUUUACCUUCUCUGUGCACAGAGAAGGUAUGGAUAUACUACUUUGUUUUAUAGUAUUUAUUAGGCAGCUCUGCAUUAGCCUAAUGGACCUGUUGUUGCAGUGGAUGUUUUAUAGAAGUUAAAAUACUCCAAUGCAAUUACUCCCAUAAACACAAUCAAGAACAUACUGUAGGAAAUAGGUGUUUUUAAGUAGGAUGAAAUGUGCAAUAGUAUUAAUAACAUACAGAAAACAGUUUAACCAAUUAUAUACAAAAAUCACGUGGCCAGCUUGCAUAACUUCCUGUGGCAUUACAGCUGUAACUUUCACUGCUGACCGUACACAUUGUUCUUAAUUCACAGAUCGUUUAUGGUCUAUUAACUGUACGAAAGUCCAGCUUGGAAAAGUAGCAGAUAUAUUCCUAUGCAGCAUAGUCAUUGAAGACCACUGACUGUCCUGUAGCGAUGCAUAAAUUUACAAGGGCUAAGACCCUAAGCACAAAUACCAUACAAAUAGGAACCAAACAAGAACUAGCUCUAGAUCUAGCUCUGCAGCCACUUAGAAAAGUGAGAUUUCUGGCUCUUCCUUAAUCUGACAUUAAAAUUGCUCUUUCUUUGCCCAACAUUAUCUAGUUCUGAACUUCUGACUCUACAUUAACUUUGAGAGACUUAUUGCAACCCUCCCCACUACUCUACACGCAGGCAUAUCCACUGACCUUUUUAUCCUGUGGAUGAUCCUACAACUGAAAACUCUCUCUGAACAGCCUGCAGACUGAUAGUAGUGACACGAAAUUCGAGCCAGCCAUACCCACCCAUGGAUGGAGCAUUUUCUGUUCUCAGAUAGCAAAUUGGUUUUCUUCAUCUAGUUAGUUAAGUCCUAUAGACCUCACCUCAUUUAUGUACAUUCCUACUUCAGUAGACUUGUCAGUCUUCUGGUCCUUUUUAUAAACAGUUUCCAAAACUGAAACGUUUCUUAUAUUUGUGCUGUUGCUGUUUGCCUGAUGUAACACAGACCAAACAUAUUAGAUCGUGAUUAAAUGCUUUGGACUUUUCCUUUUUAGCUUUCGUUAGAGAUUUGUUAACAUUUUUUGUUUGCAAUUGAUGAGGGUCAAGACUAAGACAUCAUCCAAUUGAUUUAUUUGGUAUCAGGGUACAUUAAGGUACAAGAAAUCUAUUAGCAUAUAUCUGUGCUAUCAUUUUUUUUAAUCAUUCAGAAUGUUUAUAAUUCACAUUUUUACAAAAUGAAAACUACUCACAUUGUUCACAAAAUGUGUCAUUAGCAUUCUUUUCUUUAAUAUGUUCCUUGUUGCUUGAUACAGAGUCUGUGAUUUCUGCUUUGUACUGUUUUUUUGUAACUGCAUGUAUAAUAUUAACUAAAUAAUAAUAAUGGUGUAAGCUUUUAUAGUGUGGUAUCCCAGCCAAAGCCAGGCUCUCCACGCAUUACAAAUAAAAAAAAUGCAACAGAAAAUUCCUGUGGCUCUAUGAAGUUAAUGGAAAUGCUAGGCCGUUCUUCUGCUGGAUGGCAUUCAUAGACCAAGAUAAUGGUGAGACAUAUCUACAGAUUGGAAAGUCAUUGGACUAGAGCAGAAUAGAUAUAUAAUCAGACACAUAGAUCAAGUCAUCAGGAGAAUUUCCACAUGAUCGCAAAUUAGAAAUUACAGUAAAAUGUGUAAAUAAAUGACUGUUUGGCACUGAUAAAAAGUCUAUCACAAGUAUGACUUGUGAAAAUAAAGAAACUGUGAUGGCGUUAGCCAGAGAAGAGUAACGGUGAUGAGAGAAUGUUGAAAGAGGAAAAACAAAAAACCACAGGUGAGGAAACCGUCCAGCACAAUGCCGAUGAUGUCAUAAAAAGAACAGUAACAUUAAGUACUAAAAGCACCACAAAUCCAAGUAGAAAACAAAAAUGCAGAGAACAAUCUGUUUUAGAGAUUUGUUGCUGAUGGGGUAAACAAGGUGAUGUAGCUAAUAAUAUAGGUAGAGAUUUAUUGGGGUUUAAUAAAUCUGUGUAAGAUACUUGAUAUGGCUAAUAAGAUUAUGCAUGAUUAACCAUUAAUAGUAAUAUCAGUAAUAUCAGACAAUCACAUUUUUCCCAGAGAGUACAUGCUGAUGUGGGAGCCUUAUAUCAAGCCAGAGUAGCCCUGUUUCCAGCAAAACAUGUUAAAGGAUAAAAAAAAUAUCCUCCUGAUAUAAAUUAGAAUUGUUCCUCAUCAAAUGGUUGUGUCAAACAUCUACAAAUGGUAGGAGAGAAUAUGGAGGUGGGAUGGGGUUGUGUUUUGUAAACAAGUGCAAUAUGCAAAGAAAGAAUAACAUGCCUGAGACUAGAUCUGAACUCAAGGAUACCUGAUCCAGUCUAUAUCAGUGAUCAUAAAGAGAGAAAAGAGAAGUAUUUGUUAUAGAUUAUUAUUAUAAUGUUCAAAUCCCAUUAUGUUUUACAUGCAAGUAUCCAUUAGGUGGAAACAUGUUCUUCUAAAAGAGCUACAGUGUUUUUUCUCAAAUAAUUUUUGGAUAUUUUAUGAUGGAUGUCUGAAAAUUUGUAAGAACUACUUAGAUUGUGAUUCUAGUUUAUUAAUGUCCAAGCCUAAUUCAAUAGUACAUAACAUUCCUCGGUAAUUUUGGUAUGUGUGUCUAGCAGUAAAAAAAGGUUUGAAUAAAAAAAAUUAGAAUUUGAGCAUUUCAUUUUAUUUGCCAGGUACUUAAGGGUAUUUAAUUUUUUAUUUUAUAUCUUUUUGCUAAACUAUUUAGAGCAUGUUUGAGAGUUUUCCAUACUUUAAGUGCCAUUCCAGUAUUGUGCACAAGGAUUUUUUGACUGGAAUUUUAAAAUGACAUUAGCUUUGAUAACACUCAGAUUUUUGGAGUAUGUUGCAAAUCUUACAUUGCAUACAAAUCGUGUAAAGUAUAAUGAUUCAGAAAGUGUGUAUCAUUAUAUCUUGGUUAAAAAAAUAUCAGAGAACAUAACCUUAGCUAGAUCUGCAUCAUCUCUUGGUUGUUUAUUGUCUCUCAUAUAGUUUAUGUAUGUAGAUGUAUUUUGUGAAACUGUUCUGGUAUGGUUCAUUCUAUAUUUUGUGUGCAGCAUGCAAAUGUGUAUGUGGUGAGAAAAAGAGGAAAAUGACUCAUUUCUGUGUGUCCAUUUUUAUCUUUGGUAAAACACUUUAUAGACCCUUGCAUGUGAACAUAUCUGAUAUUUUUGUAUUCAUGAUGUUAAGAACUAUUGUUAUGUUCACAUAAAGCAGAAAAGAGCUUGACAGUUUCAUAUUUUAAAAACUGAUUGUACCAGUGAAGUCUUUCUAAUUUGUGAAACAUUCCAGAUUUUUGUGCUCACCUUGUUGUGCAAGGAUAUAUAUUGUGAUCUCCAUGUUACAGAUUUUUUUAGUUUUCACUGGUUAUGGAAAUAAAGCUUUCAAUUUUUUUUUUUUUUAAAAUCAAAUGCA